AAAUCGCUGCUAUACCCUCACAAAACCUCUUCAUUGCAACACUUUGUUUCAGCUAAGAAAAGAGGAACUAAACGAUGGCAACAAUAGCCGGUGGUGUGAGUCUUUCAAGCCCAACCAGAGUAUUUGCUAAUGUCAAGGGAUCAGACUCUGCGCCAAAAGCCCAGGCAAUUAGGUUCCCUCUCUUCAGACCCACACAUAAGUGGCCCGGUUUGGUUGGGGUGGGGAAGGCCCGGCCCAUUCGCGCAACGCCGGAAAAGAUAGCGGAUAAGGUGGAGGAGAGCAUAAAGAUCGCGGAGGAGACCUGCGCGGGAGGCGCGACGGACGCGGAAUGCGCGGCGGCUUGGGAUGAGGUGGAGGAGCUGAGCGCGGAGGCGAGCCACGCCAGACAGAAGGAGAAGGAGUCUGACCCGCUGGAGAACUACUGCAAGGAAAACCCUGAGACCGAAGAAUGCCGCACUUAUGAUAAUUAAGUUAUCUUCUGUUACAUGUUUCAAUGAAUCCCUUGUAUUAAUUAAUUCUUAUUUAUAAAUUAUAGGAAUAAUUCAAACUAUGCCACUCUUUUGAAGUGGUUUCUCCUUGCUGUUGUAUCCAUAUUUGUGUUGUGGCGCAAAUCUAAGCACUUCAACGUAAAUAAUACAAAUGGUUGCAUGCUUUUAGGUUCU
This is a messenger RNA of Vigna unguiculata (cowpea), 662 nucleotides long. Its product is annotated as calvin cycle protein CP12-2, chloroplastic pseudogene. Lineage: Eukaryota; Viridiplantae; Streptophyta; Magnoliopsida; Fabales; Fabaceae. The record is from RefSeq and is a predicted model, not a curated record.